AUGUCGGAGUCAGAAGACGACAACAGCGGCGUCGAGUCAAGCGGGAGUCGGCCAUGUCGUCACCCCGCCGUGCUCUCAGCCAGACUGACUGUCGUGGUGGAGGACACUCACUUUUCCGAGGAGAAGACCUUGCUGGUGCGGAGUUGCGACUAUUUCCGUGCACUCUACCGCUCCGGAAUGAGGGAGUGUCGCCAGGAGGAGAUCCACCUAAAGUCUCUGCACGCUCGAGGCUUUUUCAUCGCCUUGGCAGUCUUACGAGGUGAGGCGCCUGGUUUGGAUGCGGACGACAUCGUUGAGGCCAUCGAGUGCGCCGCUUUCCUGCAGGUGGCGCCGCUCACCAAGCAUCUGGUACACCUCAUCGACUCGGACAACUGCGUGCUCAUGUUGCACACCGCUGCGACCUUUGGCCUCCUGGAUCUGUACCACGCUGCUGCGCUGUUUAUCCGAAAUAUGUACCCAGACCUGGAGGUGGAGGUCAGGAGGACCUUGCCGCUUGAGUUGAUUUCCUUCGUGGAGUCUCUGAGCCCGAGUGCUUUUGUGGCCGUUGGUGCCCAUGUGACCUGCAGCACAAGCGAAAGCGUUCAUGCAGCCUCCAGGACUGUCUGCUACCUGGAUGAAAGUGGGAACACCUGGAAAACUCUCACGGAUCUUCCCCUGGAGGCCAGCACCUCCAUGGCGGGCGUGGCUGUCUUGGACAACAAACUCUAUAUCGUUGGCGGUGUUCAUGGUCUCCACAAAGAUGUUGUUGAUGCCAGUUUCUGCUACGAUGUGUCCAAGAACAGCUGGAUAGAGAUCGCUGGUCCGGUCAAGCGGCGCUUCAACCUAAGUCUAGUGGGACAAGAUGGCCAUCUGUACGCCAUCGGAGGAGAGUACGAGCGGACGGUGAUGUCAUCGGUGGAAGUAUUAGAGCUCAAGUCUGGCCGGUGGCGCUUUGCCGCUCACCUGCCUCGGCCGGCAUCAGGGGCGGCGUGCACCAAAACCAUGGGGAGGAUUUUUGUAUGCUUGUGGAGGCCCAUGGAGACCACUGAGAUCUACGAGUACAUCCCAACUAAGGAUCAGUGGCGUUUGCUCACCAGUUUGAUCCGACGCCAGAGCUACGGUCACUGCAUGGUGGCCCACAGGGACGACCUGUACGUGAUGAGGAACGGGCCAUCGGACGACUUCCUGAGAUGCAUGAUAGACUGCUACAACCUGAGCACGGGCCAGUGGACAGCUCUGCCGGGACAUUUCGCCAACAGCAAGGGCUCGCUCUUCACCGCCUUGACCCGCGGUGACUCGGUCUUCACGCUCAACAGGAGCUGCACUCUGGAGUACGUCGUCAGCGGGAAGAUGUGGAAACCCAGACGCCAGAUGAAAGGUUUCCCGCGAAGUGGAUCAGUGUGGACGUUCCUGCUCCAGAUACCAAACAAUCAAAAUGACAAAUGCACAAACAAAUCGCAAAAGUCGACUUGAGGCAAUUCGACUCUUCUUGUUUGUUUGAUGUUUCACCUUUAAUCCAAAAGACUACUUCAGUUCUAACUGUUUGGUGUGGUGCCUCCUUAUUCAUGUGCCUGGUGGGUGUGUCCUUUGGGGUUGGUGUU
Molecule: messenger RNA, 1580 nt
Organism: Dunckerocampus dactyliophorus (ringed pipefish)
Lineage: Eukaryota; Metazoa; Chordata; Actinopteri; Syngnathiformes; Syngnathidae
Gene: kbtbd13b
Product: kelch repeat and BTB domain containing 13b
Exons: 1
Coding region: 1-1452 (483 amino acids)
Molecular function (GO): protein binding
Source: RefSeq, a predicted model, not a curated record